CGGCGCAACUUUUCAACUGAUCGCAAUCAACAAACAACGUAACAACAACAACUAGGACGAUAGUACAUCAGCUGUGGAAAAAACGGAUAUAACAUCGUCGAAAAACAAGUUCACCGCAGAGCCCAGCUAUUACAGUCAUAGUACGUAUUAUAAGGAUCGUCGAAAGCAGCGAAACAAUUCAAGCUCUCUCCGCGGCGUUUUAUUAAUAGAACCCCCUUCGAGCCUCGGCAGGAAAAGAAAAGCUCGAGUCGAAGCCCAGAAUACACACACACACACACACACGCACAUAGUGAGAGAGCGAGUGGUGGCGGCGGCAAUCGAUUACGAGCGGUAUAACGUCGAAUCGCAUGCCUCGGUAGAAUAAAGUUAAUUAAGGAAUAUCCUAUGUACUGGCACUACGGAGAGCGGAGAGCCCCUUUUCUCGUCGUGUUCUUUUCUGCGGCGUGCAUUAGGCUUGCUAACGCGAUUAAAAAUUGAAAUUCGCGCGGCUCUGCUUGCAUUUCCUAUUUAGGAUGUAUAAUCUGUUGAAUUUUCACUUCGGCAUGUAGAAGAGAAGUCGCCCAGGCUAGAUGCACGUGUGGGAAAAUCUGCAAAAGUUGCAGCUGGAGAGCCUUUCCUAUAUUUGGAAAGUUUCCUUUUCCAGGAGGUCUCACAGCGCACACGUGGUCGUGGCGUGUGGCUAAUGCUUCUGCUGCUACAACGAGGCUCGACUAGUUUUACGUAUUAUUUACAGACGUUUUCUCGUGUGUCCGUUUCUUUCGAAAUUGUUUUCGAUGCAAAUAUACGAAAGAAAAAAGCUCCUCCACUUUACUCCCCUCGACUUUAUCAUCGUUCACAUGCCGCAAUUUUCUCCACAUACCACAGAUCUCGAACACAAUUAAUAGCACACCGAUUAAUCCCCCGCAAAAUAUAUCGGAACUCUCGACUCACCGGCAAUUACGCAAAUUGCGCGCGGCACAGUAGAGAGAGAGAGAGAGACAGAGAGAGAGAGAAAAGUACGCCGAGUUUUAAUUAAAAGUGCAGUCUUGCAACGCGUACAUGUGUGUGUGUCGCGGAUUCACCUGAUACACACGCAUAAUUUUGCAUAUUUCAUAUGCGUGUGUAUACGAUCGUGACUCGGCGCUAUCUUUAAAUUGCUAAUGGGACGCUGCGCGCGACGAAGACACUCUUCGCCGUGGAGGUGUAUUAGUAACGUUGUGAAGAAAUUUAUAAUAGUAAUUUUACAGGACGACGUUGAGGCAAUUGUUGCUGCUGAUUAUCGUCGAGUGGAAUCCACGUUGUAGGAAUACAAUGAAAUUGCGCGAUUUAGUGGAUGAUAUUGUCUGUACUCGCGUACGUGCAUUGAUAAUUGGAAGCCGGUCUAAAAAUUGUACACGUGCGCGGUAAUGAAUAUUAACGGGAUGAGCCUUGAUUUGCGGAUUAAUUUAUGCCGCGAGUUCGACUACAUUAUGCGCGAAAUUCUGGUUAUUAUGCUCUACGUCGUUGUUAACAAAGUCGUAAGUUCGAAUAUUGCAACAUCGAGAUGAAUGUCAAACGGCGCCAUAAUCAACAAUUCCGACGUAUAAAAAGAUACGCUUGAUUCAUUCGACCAAUACUUCAGGAAGUAUAAGCGCAGGUAUUCACUUCGCACACGAUCAUGCCUAAAUGGUGAUUAAUAAAAUAAACGCGUGUAUUCGUGACGCGCCGUCGGGAAUAGAAUCGGCUCUUAACGACCGAUAAAUCAAUUUCCGCGAUAUCUUCGCUUCUCAGAGAAUUUUUUUUCACUAAACGCGUCAGACUAGUGGACAGCUAUUUCGCGGCUAACGCUCUAAUGUACAGCUCUAUUCGAGUCCGUUUUAACAGCCUCUGAGCGACUCGCGUGUGAAACGGGCGAUAAAUCCUACAAACUUAACGUUCUAAUCGAUACCUCGCUGUGCGCAAGCUUCGCGAAAAAAUCAUUUCGUUAAGGGUCGAGGAUGAAAAUCGAGAUAAAUUUUCCAAAGCAAGAAUAUAAUGUACGGACGCAGGUGCACAUCUCCGGUCGGGAAACUAAACCCUCUGGAUUCCAGUCGCAUAUCCCGCUAUGCCUCGCAUCCUGUCGCAGAGCGGCAUUAGCAUCGAAACGAGAAUUCGGGAAAAAGCUUCUCUCUCUCUCUCUCUCCGGAGCCAUAAAUUAAUCCGCGCGCGAGCGAGCGUUUACCCUUUAAGAGAGAGAGAGAGAGAGAGAGAGGGGUCAGUGUCACGUGCGCCGAGUUCGUUGACUGCUUCGCCUCUCGCGUAUAUAAGUAUAUACUCAUACACUCAGCUCACUUUCUCUCCUUCGCGUGGUAUGCGUUAGCCGCAGCCCCGACCGAUUGGUCCACCCCUCGUCGUCGGAUUGCUUGCAAUUUUUUCUAGUCUUGAUUUGAAAAUCGCGCGGAUUUUCGAAUAAACGUUCGAGAGCCGUCCCUUCUUUCUUUAUGUUUCUCGCUGAGAUGUAACGGUUAAUCGAUAUAACCGGUAUGGUGCAUUAACUGUUAAUUCGAGUCUCCUCGAGUCGUUUACCUCCGAUGCAGCGCCGAACAUUCCUGAGAGAGCUUGCAUAAGGAAGACGAAUUUUCGUCUCGAAAUGGAGGAAAAACUUGCAGGCCAGGCUUCACACACACACACACACACGCGCGCGCGCGCGUGAAUAUGCAUAUCGGAGGUCGAAGGCCAGUGUAGCUACAUAUUCAUCGGCGACUCUGCAUCGGUAUACAGCGUUGUCACACUGACUUCCGCUGCUCUCCUUCGCUGCACUGCGCAGCCUCGAUUUCGACUAUACGCAUAGUUUAUCGGGUGCUUUAACUUACAUAGCAUACGUAUAGAGAGGAACAAACGUACUAGGCCAACAGGUAGGUGUAUAGAGUUAUCGGUUAUCGGCCCUUCGAGAGAGCCGCGCAGCCAAUCAAUUUUUCCCGCUUAUUACCGUGCUUGUAAUAGUAAUGAGAGGUUGCGGAGCACCGCCGCGAGUCGUCGCCGUUUUACGGCCAACUGCGAUACAUUGUAAUCAACGAAUCGGAACAAAAAAAAAUUAUGUAACAGACAUUUCUCAAAAAAUCCCGGCCAAUUAAAUCCGUCGACGCGACGAGCUUAGCUCGCACAAGACAAUACCUCCUCGUCGUCAGCGGCGACACGCGACGGAGGAGAAGAAAAAACACGCGAGACGGUCGAUAUCUUUGUGUGUAUACGCGAUGGCGUGAUGUCUGUCGCGUCGCCGCUGCUGAUGUCUGUGCGCGGACGAGAAAAGAGCGAGCAAACAGCGACGACGAGGAGGAGGAGGACGACGGAGAAAGAGGGGAGUUUACCUGCGGGAGUCGAGUUACCCGAGUGUGUUUGUCUUAAGGGUGGUGGGUAUGACUUUUUAUUCAGCUUUGGAGUUGGGAGGGUGCGUGGGUGGAUUUUUUUCUCGAAUUAAAAUUGAAUAUCGAUGCAUCGCGUCAGCAAGAAGCUGUCUCUCUCUCUCUCUCUCUCUCUCUCUCUCUCUCUCUCUCUCUGGGAAAAGCCUGAGUAUCGACGAGUCAACCGGAGGGUUAUCAGUCGGAGCGAGCUUGAGAGAGGGGUUCGCUCCACGGGUCAGCGGCGUCAAGCGCGUAAACAGCCUAUCUGCUCUCCUAUACUCGCUCUCGUUCUCGCAGAGCCGCGGCCAAAUUAACGACUCGAUAGUAGCUGCCGGAGCUUUACGUAAGAACGAUGGUUUGUUGCUAGGGGGUAUUCCGAUGGUUCCUUUUUAGGAGAAUCGACAAAUGAUCCGAAUUCCGAGAGAUGCAAAUUGCAGCGUAUUAUAACCAACAACUCAUCGGGGAAGGUAAAAAAUGUGCAGCGGCUCUUAUAAAGCACAUCCUCGACAUUUUCAUUACUCCUCUCGGCGUUUCUCCCUUUCUCCUUCGCCGAACGCGAGUAAUUAAACGAACCGAGAGCCAUCUCACUAAAUCAGCCGACAACGCGGCUCUCUCUCUCUCUCUCUCGUAUACACUCGAAAUGUAUACUCGUAUCAGUAGCCGCUGCGAUGCACUUCUGUACAUCGAGUGAUGUGCGCGUGUUUCUUUUCUUUUUUUUUUUUGCUCAUCUUCGUUAUCGACUCGCCGCGACGAGCAAACGUUAUAUAUUACACGCGCGACCUUUUUUUCGGUCGAUAAUACUUAUAAUAUGUAGGGCGAGCGUAUGCAUGUGUGUUUCUUUUCCUCGUCAGGGCGAUAGGCCUUUAUCAGAUGUAGGAAUUUCAGUCGAACGUCUCGGCGAUAGGAGCUGCGUGAGAAACGAUAAGCGGUCGGUAUAUUGGGAAAAGUGCUGGUUCGAUGAAUUUUUCUUUUCACGGCGUAGAUGAAGGAGAUUUUUUUUUUAAUUUUACGAGGACUCGGUUUGGAUAAGAUUGUGAAAGAGAGCCGAGAGACGUCGACGCCUGAAGAGACCACCCACAGUCGCAGCCUCGCCAUUUUCCCUCGAAUCCGCAAUGUCGGUCCAGAGUUAGGGGCUGGAUGCUGGCUUGGUUGUUGGGGGAGGCGUCGUCCCGAGAUGUAAGCUCGGGGGUGGCUCUGACUUUCCCCGCUCGCGCUUUUACUCUAGCCUGUAUGGUCGACACCGAGACGUAUGUACACCACACCCACUGGGGAUGACGAUGGCGAUUUCCGUUUUAUUUAGUAAAAUUAAUUUUGACAGCUCCUUUUUUUUACGCAAGGUUUUUAAAGAUUAUCGAUUUUUCUACUAAGGACGUAUCGUAAAAUGUGUGCAGUGAAAAAAUGUCCCGAUCAUUAAAUUUUCCAAUGCCAAAUGUGCAGGAGUCAAUCGAUUCGGAUAUCGUAGUAUACAGUGUUAUAUACUUCGUUAUUUAAGUGACCUUUGCACAUUGCAAAAUUAAGCUAGCCAGUUAUUCAAAAUUGAAUGAGAGAAGAGUACGUCUUAAGCUGUCUAAGCCUGUUUCAUGAAAGCUAUCUCGAAUAAAAAUUGAAUUUCGCUUCAUUUUGUUAAAUAAUGAAAAUAACGUACUGUCCUAAAUUUUUAUUUAAUUUCUUUCUUUUUUAUUUGUUCGAACAUCGCUUUGUACCAAAAGUUUCAGCUACUACAGCUAAAUCUCAUUUUCACCUGUCGUUCAAAAAUGAGCAACUCAUGUUGGUAAGGGUAUUUAUUUAAUUAUUAAUCUUAUGUGGCAUGUUAUUAUUAAAAUAUCUGAAUUAACUGAUUCGAAGGAAAAGCUUCUUGAUACAUGUGUCCGUAAGAUAUGGGAUAACAAUGUUCUCCUCGUCGUUGAAAAUGCAGAUCACUGUCCAACUUCUAAAUGCUCAUUUUCAAGGCAUAUUCCGAUACAUUUAUUCCAAAUUAAUGCUAACUUUGACUCUCGAAGAGGAUUCCGAGAAUCGUACCUGUCAAACGAAACUCAAAUCGCUAAGUAUCAUAAACCGACUACUUGUGCAUUAAUAAUUGCAUCAAAUAUUACAGAAUUUACAAAAUUAAUGCUCAAAAUAAAGAACUCGAUUUGGUGGCAAAACGAAGCAUACUUUGUCAUUGUCAACAUUGAUUACCUUGAUACUUGUCAAUUGGCAUAUGCAUUUUUAAAACAAGCCUGGAAGUUUAAUAUCCUUUCUGUUUUGUACAUCUGCAAAAAUGCAAACGACCAAGAAGUUGCAUACACGUUUAACCCGUACGCUGAAGUAGCUCCAAAAUUAUGGACCAAAAUAGAUCUGCAUAGCAAGACCUCGGACUCUAAUUGGUCAUUAUUUCAACUUACUGUUGAUACGAUUCUGACGUCAUCCAAGCAUGGCAGACUCGAGUGCAACAACUUAUUCUUCGACAAAAGUAAAAACCUGCAUGGCACAAAUCUAAAGGUGGCUCUAAAAAGAACAAGUAUUACAAACCAUUACAAUUCAACGAUGAGUGGUUACAAGCGUUUCACUUCGCCUGGCUUCUCAUUAAUAGCCAGUGUUUUGCAUCGCAUGAACGCAACCGUUACAGUCAAAUUUUCGGACACUCAUGGCUUCAUAAGCCCUUUUGGUGAACCCCAAAGUUUAUUAAACGAUUUGAUAUCGGGCACAGUCUUAUUGAUUAUGAAUAUACGUUUUCUUCGACACUAUUGGAAUUUUCAAGUUCAUUCGUUUCACGCAGAGACAGUAGCCAUUGUAUCGUUAAAGAAGCAAAUCACUCUGUUCGAAAAACUAGGAAACGUCGGUUUAAACUUUUUUAUAUACUUGUUCAUCUCGAGUUUAGCCUUUACCGUGAGCUUGAAGUACAUCCUCGAGCAGUCCAUAUCUCUGGCUGCUUUGAACUACCUGCGAAUAUGCCUGGGCAUUUCAUAUGCAACUGUGCCUCGACAUGCAGUCAAAAGAAUACUUCUGAUUUUGUUGAUAAUCUUCGCGUUUGUAUUCAAUUCUUGCCUGCUCAGUUUACUCACUGCUUUGGAAAGUUCUAGUAACAGAGUACCAGUGAUAGAUUCGUACGAGGAUUUAAUAAAGUCAAAUUCGGUUAUUUACGGCGUGGAUAGCCUUAAAGAAUUGAUAUGGCAAAAAGAUGUUCGAGAUCGUUUUCGAGCAGUGAAAGAAACGGGAAACUGCUUCGAUCGCCUUUUGAAAGGUGAUAGUUCUAUAGCUUGUGCCGGUUCGCGAUUUCAUAUAGGAUACUUUGGAAGCGAAAGUGAGCUUUUUCACGUAUCGAAGCUUAAUUUAGUUAAUAGUGGUCACUCUUACUUGAUAGCAGAGGAUUCUCCCCUCUUCUCGAAAAUACAGUGGCUCUUGCUUAAGAUGAGUGAAGGGGGUUUCGUUGACCUAAUGUUUACUCGCGAGGCUUGUUACCGUCACUUUCGAUAUUCCGAAAAUUACACAGUAGAAAGUGUUGGGCUUGAAAAUUUGCAUCACGUUUUUACGAUUUUGAUUGGAUGUUGGGUAUUUGCAAUUCUCGUGCUAUGUCUUGAAAUCGUCGUUUUUAAACUCAAAUUUUUAUCGAGCAAUGCAAAUGGUGUUGAUUCACACAUUUGAAAUAGUUAUCGAUUAGCGAAAAAGAAGAUUAGUAUAUAAAGGUUGCCGCAUCAGUGUGUAUUACAUAAAUCCAUAUGAAAAUUAAGUUGAAAAAGUUGAUUGUGCUAUUCUUGCGUUUCAAUAGCUCUUGAGAUACUAUGUAUACCGCUUUCAAUGUGUACAAUAAAAUUAGCCCGUAUCGCUUUAUUAUUAUUAUUAUUACCACCCAAACCCUUACGGUAUCCAUUCUCCGACAAAUUAUCAGGAAAUAUACACGCACGACUCGACUCGAUCGGGAGCAGUUUCUUCAGCAGACCACCGUUAGCGCACUUUUUGGCUUCGAUUUUCUUAAUAUACUGCGAGCCUCGAACUUGUCGUGCAAAUUACCUGCAGGAGAAGGUAGAAAGAGAUGGCAAACGUCCUGGUAAGAUACACUGAUGCUUCUUCGGAUCCAUCCAUAGAAUCAUGUCGCUUGACAGUCGUGAAUCUGGAUGGAGGAUGUGCUCGAUGUACAGGAUCGAAUCAACGUAAAAACGAGGCGUAAGUUAGCACGUUGAAUUAAUUUAACCAACUAA
Messenger RNA from Nasonia vitripennis (jewel wasp), 7516 nucleotides. RefSeq lists its product as uncharacterized. NCBI's taxonomy places the organism in Eukaryota, Metazoa, Arthropoda, Insecta, Hymenoptera, Pteromalidae. Bases 5139 to 6962 code for a protein of 607 amino acids. The transcript has 2 exons. The record is from RefSeq and is a predicted model, not a curated record.